AUGGACACAUACUCUUUAAAAACUCUACCAAAUGGUAGGAUUUCAUCACUUAUAAAAGAUAUUGUUACAGAAAAAUAUUUACAAGUUCUUUCUCACAAGUGUAUUAUAAUAUCGAAAGAGCAGUAUAUACAAUUAUGUGUAGAAAACUUUUUUUAUCACGACAAUGGUGUGUUAUGGGUUACUAUGAAAUUAUCACCUGAAAGCAAAAAGAAGCAACAAGAAAAUGAAGACAACAGUCACUCAAAUCGUCUUAGAUAUAAUCUCAAUUUUGUGACUUCUGAAAUUCACAGAAGAUUAUAUACAGAUAACAUAUCGGAAGUGAAGAGUGAAAGAAUUGUACCGCUGGUGGGCUCAAAUUUAGUAGAAGAAAAUGUGGCUUACACAAACGAAGAUGAAUUCUUCAACAUAGUAGGUACUUUUGGUGUCAAUACUGAUGAUGUCAAUGUUACAUUUCAUCCAAUCAAUGCAUUUGAGAACUCACCUAAAAUUGCCGCCUCGGCAGAAGUUAGUCUCAGUAUAAAUGAAUAUGAAUUAGAAAAUGAUUUCUUAAAGGAAGUAUUAAGCAAUUACUUUGAAACACCAAAAGCUGUUUCUCUGAAUGAUAUGAUAAGCAUUAAUUUAACACCAACAAACAUGUCCAAAUAUAACUUUAGAUAUAUAGAUUUGGUAGAUUCUUGUGGAAAAUUAUAUUUCAAAUGUAAAAAAUUAGAGACUGAUGAAUCUUCCACUUCUGAUAAUGGCAAAACCCUUCCAGUCUAUUAUAUAGUAAAGGGUGUAACUCAAUUAACUUUAGGAGAUGGCACACAUACAAUGAAGCCGAAAAAUAAAUACUUUGAGCCUAAAACCUUAAAUCAACGACAUAUUUCACAUAUAUGUCCAACAGGUUUAAAAGAUAGAUUUAACCAAAUACAAGAAACUAUUAAGCCUUUUUUAACUGGUCAAAUAGAUGAAAUGUCUUCCUCAUUACCAUCACCUAUCAUUCCAAUGAUACUUUUAACUGGUCCUAUUGGAUCAGGAAGACAUCUCUUGGUUCGGGUUGUCACUAAAUAUAAUGGUUUAAAUUUCGUACAAUUUGAUUGCAACUCAAUACAAAAUACGACCGCAAAACAAACAGAGAGCAAAAUAAGUUCUAUGAUACAGAAGGCAAAAUCUGCUGCACCUAUUAUUGUUCUAUUAGACAAUUUUGACGUAUUAGCAGUGGACUCUGAAAAUAACGAGGACUUCAGAAUAACGGAAUACUUCAAUAAUACUGUGACAAAUCUAUACGAAAAUUAUACAAAACAUCCGAUCAUAUUCAUAGCGUUAGCGGAAAAGAUGGAUCUGAAACCUAACAUGAUGAGAAUGUUCCUAGAGAAGGUAAACUUUAAGAAGUUAAACGUUGAACAGCGACGGGACAUGUUGCAGUGGUUUAUAUCAGUGAUGAAUAUAAAGAUUGAUGAUGACGAAAAAGGUUAUUACGAAAAACACCAAAGAAUUAUCGAUGGGAGCGAAAAACAUGUGUUAAGUGACCAUAUGAAAGAUGUUCUGUUUAAAGUGGCGUCAAAAACUGAGACAUUUCUUCAAGGGGAUUUAGACGUUCUGAUGCAUUUUGCGUUGCGUGAGUCGUAUUUGAAGCAAGCGAAAUGCCCUACACUUUUUACUAGAGAUGCUAACCUACGUUUCAUACAAGAAGAAGAUUUCGAUAAAGCUUUGGAAACCAUGAGAAGUCUUCAAAGUCAACAUUUGGAUGCACCGAAAAUUCCCAAAGUAUAUUGGGAAGAUAUCGGUGGAUUGGCAAAAUUGAAGAAGGAGUUAUUAAAAACAAUAGAAUUCCCAAUCAAAUAUCCUCACUUAUUUAAAUCAUCGUCACUUAAAAGAUCAGGUAUAUUACUAUACGGACCGCCGGGCUGCGGUAAGACGCUGGUAGCUAAGGCUGUGAGCACUGAACUGAAUGUGAGUUUCAUGAGUGUGAAGGGCCCGGAGCUUCUGAACAUGUAUAUAGGACAGUCAGAGGAAAAUGUGCGAAAAGUGUUCUCAGCGGCGCGAGCUUCUUCCCCCUGCAUCGUGUUCCUAGAUGAACUAGACGCGCUGGCUCCGCGACGAGGCGCGACGGGAGAUUCCGGGGGCGCCAGCGACCGGGUCGUCAGCCAACUACUGGCUGAAGUGGACGGAGUCGACGGAGAAGACUCCCCAUCAUCGAGCUUCGUAUUCAUAAUGGGUGCAACGAACAGGCCGGAUUUAUUGGAACAAUCAUUGCUAAGACCGGGUCGACUUGACAAGUUAGUGUACGUUGGACCUUACACUGGACUCGCUGAGAAAACAUCGGUUCUUACAGCAUUGUGUAGAAGUUACAAGCUCCGACCGGAAGUAGACCUGGAGGCUGUGGCGGCAACACUUCCGGAGAGCUGUACAGGCGCCGACCUCCUACAAGUGACCUCGACCGCGCGUGCCGCAGCCGUUAGAGGGCUAGUAGAGAAACUAAACAAUGGACUGGUCAAAGAAAGCGAUCUCAGCGCUGAUUCGGUUGUUAUCGGCGUGUCUGAUUUCUGGGAAGGUGUUGAAGCAUUCCGACCAUCUGUUACUGAGGAAGAACUGGCUUACUACGAAUCGCUCCAAAGACAAUUCUAA
Messenger RNA from Danaus chrysippus (African queen), 2607 nucleotides. The record is from the annotation of a GenBank genome assembly. NCBI's taxonomy places the organism in Eukaryota, Metazoa, Arthropoda, Insecta, Lepidoptera, Nymphalidae.